CCCUGACACACAGCCUUUCCAAUUCUAGUAUAUGUCUGCCAUAUGAAGGGAGCAGAGCGGUGACAUCAAAGCACAACAGGACCUGCGGUUGCAGUAUUUGAAACAUACAAUUCACAUUUCUCACCCUUUUUCUCAGAUAAAAUGAAUCUGUCAGAUGCUCUGGGUGGUGGACCGGGCUGUCCAGGCCAGAACAACCAGCAGGGUGGUGGGGGCGUGUGGCCUGGUGGACAACCAAACCAACCAACAUGGCCAGGACAGCCUGGUGUUCAACCGGCUUGGCCUGGUCAGCAGCAACCAGGCCAGCCCACCCCCAUGUGGCCUGGACAACAACCAAACCCUUCCCAACCCUCAUGGCCGGGGCAACAAUAUGGAGGUGGAGUACAGCCCAGCCAGCCAACCUGUCCCGGACAACCAGGGGGAGGACCGCCCAGCCAGACAACAUGGCCAGGGCAGCCUAGCCAACCUACUGCUCCUCAAUAUCAUUCACUGAAAGUGCCAUAUGUUCAGAGCCUGCCAAACGGAUGCUAUGACGAGAUGGUCAUCACCAUUAAUGGGACAAUUAACCACAAUGCCAAAAUGUUCACAUUGAACCUGACCAAAGGGAAUGACAUUGCCAUGCACAUUAACCCUCGCUUUGAUGACCAUGGCAAGAAAAUUAUUGUGAGGAACAGUCUGAUUGGCAAUAAAUGGGGCAAAGAGGAGAGAGGACACAACCACUUCCCCUUCACUCAGGGCCAGCCCUUUGAGAUGAAAAUCAUGUGCACUAGCAAUGAGUUCAGGGUGGCAGUGAAUAGCUCACACCUCCUGGAGUUCAAACACCGCAUCUGUGACCUCGACUCAAUCAAACACCUGGGUAUCUACAAUGACGUCACCCUCACGUCUGUGGAGAUCAAUGACUUUAUCUAGCAGGUUUGGUUAGCCAUAGAAAUAGAAUGACUAGCAUGGCCUAGCCUCAAGUUAUUUAUGAUUCCAAAGACUUCCCUUAAUUGUCUAUAAACAGAAAAGUACAGUAGCUUGACUCCAGCUUUAAUUAAGCCACUAGGACUGUCACAUUCUGUACUAGGCCGGUCUGUUCUGUUAAAAUAUAUUUUGAUAAGUGAAAUUUGUACAUGGCCAAUUCAUACUUUGGUCUUCAAGUAAUUUGUGUAAGCUGGUAAUGUAUAGACUGUAUGCAAUAAAUGGGGUGUUGGCAGAUUUUUCUCCAUGUAAUA
Oncorhynchus gorbuscha (pink salmon) is the source of this 1211-nucleotide messenger RNA. RefSeq names its product lectin, galactoside binding soluble 3b (gene lgals3b). Gene Ontology annotation, biological process: eosinophil chemotaxis; positive regulation of calcium ion import; monocyte chemotaxis. Bases 142 to 906 code for a protein of 254 amino acids. The transcript has 6 exons. The record is from RefSeq and is a predicted model, not a curated record. Lineage: Eukaryota; Metazoa; Chordata; Actinopteri; Salmoniformes; Salmonidae. Gene Ontology annotation, cellular component: immunological synapse; nucleus. Gene Ontology annotation, molecular function: laminin binding; carbohydrate binding; IgE binding.